This is a messenger RNA of Amyelois transitella, 10033 nucleotides long. It is a transcript of the gene sif, whose product is annotated as protein still life, isoform SIF type 1. Gene Ontology annotation, molecular function: guanyl-nucleotide exchange factor activity; protein binding. The coding region runs from base 493 to 6660 and encodes 2055 amino acids. The record is from RefSeq and is a predicted model, not a curated record. Lineage: Eukaryota; Metazoa; Arthropoda; Insecta; Lepidoptera; Pyralidae. The transcript has 44 exons. Gene Ontology annotation, cellular component: membrane; synapse. Gene Ontology annotation, biological process: small GTPase-mediated signal transduction; activation of GTPase activity; positive regulation of axonogenesis.
GCUGUGUUUACACGCCGCGCCUGCACCGCGCCGCUCGUGCGCUGCCGUGUCGUGCUCGAUCGCUUGCUGCAACAUACACAACCCCUCAUUUACUAUUCAACGCUGUGAAUUUUUAACUUUGCGAACGACCGACGAUAGCUAGAGGUAUUUUAAUGCUUAUUAAACUCUACUCUCAGCAGAGAGAACAGUUGUAGUGCACACUAGUGUCACGAAUUCAAAGCAUUCGCAUCGAACACCGAUUGUCAUAGUUCAUUCGAGUGAUCUCACGACUUCAUAAAUAUGGGUGCUAAAGAGAGCGUGGAGGCUGCUAAAUUUUCUGCGCAAAAUUGGAACAAUUUCGAGCAUGCCAGUGUGAAGAAUCCGUACAGACACGGCACCCAGCGCUCCCAGAGCCUCAACCGCGGACAUUCUCUUUCGCGCUCCGAUGGAACCUGGUGACAUCACGGGACCGCGGGCAACAUAGUGGUUUGCGCCGAGUGCGGCACGCGCACGAUGGGCAACAAGCUAUCGUCGUGCUCCUGCGCGCCAAUACUACGCAAGGCGUACCGCUAUGAGGACAGCCCGUGGCAGAACUCUCGCCGCAGGGACGGACAUCUACUGAGACUAUGGGCGGAAGUGUUCCACGUGUCAGCAAGCGGGGCCGGCACUGUGAAAUGGCAACAAGUUUCCGAAGACCUGGUGCCCGUCAACAUCGCCUGCAUCCAGGACUCCCCCGAGUGCGUGUUCCACAUCACGGCUUACAAUUCACAAGUCGAUAAGAUCCUCGAUGUGCGACUAAUCCAGCCGGGCACUCGGAUCGGCCAGGCUUCGGAAUGCUUCGUGUACUGGAAGGACCCGAUGACCAACGACACCUGGGGCUUAAACUUCACUUCUCCCAUCGAUGCCAAACAAUUUCGGGAGUGCUGCUCACCAUCAUUCAAAUUCUCACGUAAGGCAUCUUCGAGCUACAGCCUGAAGUUGGAGCCACCAGGCAACAAGCAGAAGUUCAAAGCCAAGAGGAAACCGCUUUCUACUCCUGCCAGCCCUAAUCGCUCAAGUUUGACUUACGGACGAGAGCCACAAUGCACUUGUAUGACACAAGAGCAAUAUGCAAGGCUGCGGGCCCAGGAUCCCCGAUAUCGCUCGUCGACUCUGCCGCGUACCACGACCCGCGCAAUUGAGACCGAGGCGGGCGCGAGCGGCACUGCUAACCGGACGGACAAAGUCGCCGCUGCCACCUCAUCGACCUCGCUUUACGACAAUGUCGCCAACUCACAACCAGCCCACCAGGCGCCGCCUAAGCCGGCUGCUCGUCAAUCAGAUUCGCAGCCUCCUACAAGGCCGCCGAAGUCACAGGAAACUUCCACGAUGACCACCAACACUUCCACCGCUCCGAAGACCGUCACAGCUUCUGUUGGAACCCAUGGACCUAAUGCGACAGAAGAAGGGCAACAGACAGGCCCUGGAUCCACAAAUCAGCAUGGCCAAGACCUGAAAUCUGAAGGCGUGCAGGCCGGUGGAACUCUGACGUCAUCAAAAUCGUCGGCCACUUCCACCCGGCCCGGGAAGGAGCAUCUGCAGCACAUGCCGAAGAGUGUUGACUAUGGGGAUGGAAAUGAAUCCGGCCGUGAAUCUGACCGGCACUCGGCACAUCACCACAACGUCAUCAAUAACAACACCUCCGGCUCACGGCGCACCAAAUCUAAGAGUACCGAGGAUAUGAAUAUGGACUCCAGCACGCUCAAGCGCAUGCUAAAGCCUAUGCCUUCAACCGAGAGUCCUGUGACAUCACCAGAGAUGGGUCGCCGCCGGUACGGAGGCGCGGCUCCUUGCCCGCCGUCCUGCGGCUCCCACGGGCACCGCCACCCGCAGCACAUGCACCAUGGACACUACUCACACGUCGUCAACAAUAAUAGUCGACAGAGCUCGCAACGUCGAGGAGUAGGAGUGGGGGCAGCACCAAGCGGCUAUCCUGGUCGAGGCUUGUACUUAGAGUUGGGCGGCGGAGAACGUGACCUCUCCCCUCCAUCAGAUAAUGUGAUGUUCGACAACCAAUGUUACGCGACCACGCCAUCCUCAUCUAACGGGAACUCCGACCAGGAACCCUGUCAGCGACGAGAUGGGAGGCAGCAUCAUCACGGGCCAUGCUUGUCUCGACAAGCUUCGCAGUCUAGCGCCACUCCCGCACCGGGGUCACCAACCUCGAGACUUCUGCUCGAAUAUGAAAUGCAUCUAAGGAACACGCUGGCUAAAGGCAUGGAUGCGGAGAGCUACAGCCUUCACACCUUUGAGGCUUUGCUUAGUCAAAGCAUGGAGGAUCUAGAAUACAACGACAACUUGCCGCCAUCUAAUCAACGAAGUCCCUAUCCACCGCGUCGUCGACCGACCCAAGAAUCCAUUCUACACUCUUUGAGAAACCUUAAGGAGGCUGCAAUAAGGGCCAGAGGUCCUGCGUCCCAAUGCUCUGGUGGUGGGAGCCGUUCUUCCACUUUGCCUCUUCCACACCGUCUUGGCGUCGAAAGGCAGCAUAGUGCUAGAUCUGAUCGAGAUGGAUACUACAGUGAUCGCAAUGAGUUGAUGCGGGAGCGGGAAAGGGAACGGGAAAGAGAACGUGGUUAUUUGAGCGAUCAUAAUACCAGGGAUCGAGUACGAGACCGCGAUCAGGGUUAUUUGAGCGAUCAUCAAUCCAGUUUCGUGAGCGCAUCCCGCUGUGCUUCUUGUAUCGGCGAGUCUGCACGGGCGGCAUGGUACCGACACUCCGAUGGUUGGAGGGGUGCUCCCCCACCAGGCCCACGCCGCUCCCCCUGGGACUCCCUGCCCAGCCUGCGACAUGAAGGCAGCCUCAAUGACUCCGGAUACAGGAGUAACCGAGCUGAUAGCUUCGAACAACGUAAUGUGUUCGAUCGGCAAGACAGCGUGCGGUCUGAGUACACGAGUGACCGCGAAUCCACUCGGUAUGGCAUCGUGCAGCAGGCUUCCAUCGACAGCACCGACUCAAGGAUCUGUUACCUGACUUCCAGUGAGAUAUCGGAUGACGACCGCAUGUCGUUGACAACAGCUGUCUCCGACGAAGAAGACCCGGGCGAAAGUGCGAUGAAUUCUCCGUACAAAGGGAAGCAGACCGGCGCCGCGGCGGCCUCCUUCAACUGCACGGGAGCCGUGAGGAAAGCCGGUUUCCUGAGCGUGAAGAAAUGGCUGCUGCGGAAAAAGCAUCAAAUCGAACUGGCCCGCAAACGUGGCUGGAAAGGCUACUGGGUGUGCUUGAAAGGCACCACGCUCCUCUUCUACCCGUGCGACUCCCGCGAGGGGCGCUCGGUGGAAGCCGCUCCCAAGCACCUGAUUAUAGUGGACGGUGCCAUCAUGCAGCCCAUUCCGGAGCACCCCAAACGAGAUUACAUAUUUUGUCUUAGCACUGCAUUUGGAGAUGCCUACUUAUUCCAAGCACCGUGCCAGGUGGAGCUUGAAAAUUGGGUAAACAGUAUCCAUAGCGCGUGUGCCGCCGCGUUCGCUCGCCACCGCGGGAAAACGGGGACACUGCAUUUGUUGCAGGAGGAGAUAUAUCGUCUCGAAAAAGCUAUUGAAUCAGAUCAUAAACUGAAACACAUGGCGGACCUGCAGCAGUCCGUAGUUUCGGACCCGGAGACGCGUGCGCAACUAGCAGUGCAGAUGUUGCAGUGGGAAGAGAAUCUCGAACGACUCCACUGCGAACAGUUCCGCCUCCGAUGCUACAUGGCCAGCCUGCAGUCCGGCGAACUCCCUAAUCCUAAGUCGCUACUGACUCACGUAUCCCGCGGCACUAAGAGUACGCUGAACAAGUUGGGCGUGUUCACCGUAUCUUCCUUCCACGCGUUCAUAUGCGCGCGCUCGCCUUCCCUGCUCAACAACUUGCUUGCUGGAAGAGGUGCCACCAAACGCAGGGCACCGAACCUUUCCCGCUCCAACUCUGGAUCCAGCCGUCGCUCCAUGCAGAUGUCUCGUGACGAUGGCGAAGCAGCUGUCCGGGUGUCGCUCCCUGAAGGCACCACGGCUACUGUAGGAGUCAGAGAAGGCAUGUCCGUGGAGGAGUUCCUAGCCGCCGCCUGCGCACGCCGCUCUCUCAACGCACUCGAGCACUUCGUCAGGGUGAAGAAGCGCAGGGAUAUGGAAGACCAUAACUAUUUUGUCCCACAUCGCAGCGACCUAAUUGAGACAUACCUACACACCCACGAAGUCGUUGAAGUUUGCGCUAAAAUACUUUACCAAGUGGAAUUACAACGGACUACUCUGGAGCAGAUGUGGGGAUUCAGUGUGGAAGCCGAGCUCAUAGAGAACGCCGAGCGUCAGGACGAACUAUGCUGCUACGUCAGUCGUGUCGAAGACAAAAGCGUUGCCAUGCAAAACGGAAUAAUCAAAGGGGACGAGAUAAUGGUGAUCAACGGAGCGAUCGUGUCUGACCUAGAUAUGAUGUACUUGGAGAGCGUGCUUCAGGAGGAGCUUUCACUCGUCAUGAUGAUGAGGUCAUCCCGCACCGAGCCGCCCGAGCUAUCAGGGAUGAUGCGAGCUGCCACGGACGAUAUCAUCGACUCGCUCGUGUGCCCCCCGCCCCCGAGCGAGCCGCCAGUCAUCUCGGAUGACAUGAUCUCCGGACUCAUCGUGCCUGCACCGGCUUGGAGCAAAGAGCUGUACAGCCCGGAAACUGAUGCCCACGGCAGCGACGUCACCAGCGGCCCGCCUAAAGUCAGCUCUCGAACUAACUCUUUCGAGAUCGAAAAUCUUCUCAAGAGCGCGGAACAAGUGACGGGCUGGUGCCGCUCCCCCGCUGACACGAGGCGCGGGAGUCCUACGGGAAGCGUGGCCAGUGCUGCGGCUGGCACGCCAUCGAGGCACAUGUCUGAUGCUGAUAAAUUGAAGAAGGUGCUACUGGAGCUGGUGGACACUGAACGAGCGUACGUCAAGAAUCUGAAUAAUUUACUUGAAAAUUACCUGGAGCCGCUGAAAAGGGAAACUUUUUUAUCAAAUGCCGAGAUUAAUGCACUGUUCGGGAACAUUCAAGAGAUCGUGACUUUCCAAAGGCAGUUUCUGCAGAACUUAGAAGAAGCGCUCGAGGCUGAACCGAACUUUCAUCAUUUUGAAUUCUCGAAUCAAUUUAAGAAUAUGCUCUUUGCGGUGGGGAAUGCUUUUCUUUAUUAUGUCAAUCACUUCAAGUUAUACAGUUCGUUUUGCGCUAGUCACAGCAAGGCACAGAAAGUUCUGCAUCCGAAUGAAGGUAAUCAAGCCUUGCAAGAGUUUCUGGCCUCGAGAAAUCCAAAACAACAGCAUUCGUCAACUCUAGAGUCGUAUCUGAUAAAGCCGAUUCAGCGGAUAUUGAAGUAUCCUUUACUGCUGCAACAGCUGAGAAACUUGACUGAUGUUAACUCUGAGGAGCAUCUCCAUUUAGUAGAGGCCCUGAAAGGAAUGGAAAAAGUUGCUGAACACAUCAAUGAGAUGCAACGAAUACACGAGGAAUAUGGUGCUAUAUUUGAUCACUUGUUUAGGCAACACCAAAAGUCUUGCAAGCAACCUAUAGAUCUAAGCCCUGGUGAUUUAUUAUACUACGGCGGCGUAGAAUGGUUAAAUAUUUCAGACUUUUUAGGAAAAAUUAAAAAAGGACUAGAAUUGCAUGCUAUGUGCUUUGUAUUUAAAUCAGCGGUUGUCUUCCUUUGCAAAGAAAGACUGAGACAGAAGAAGAAAUUAAUGGGCGUAUCAUCGAAGAACAACUCCAAUGAAGUGGAGAUCAUCCGGUACCAAGUGCUGAUACCGGUAACCGAGGUGCAAGUGCGGGCUUCCUCGGCCAAAGACAUGGACAGUCACUUCUUGUGGGAACUGAUUCAUCUUAGGAGUCAGCUACAACGUCGCUCCGAGAAGGUUUACGUGCUGUCUAAUAGCACUGCGGACUUCCGGAACGCGUUCCUCAAAACGAUCCGUCAGAUCAUCCGCGAGUCCGUUCGAAACAUGUCGCUGCCCACCACGCGACCCGCACCGGCGCCCCCCCGCGCGCCUCACGCGCCCCACACCCUGGACAGGGACCGCGAGCGACCUAAACAUCAGGUGCAAGUUAUGCAGGGGUCUCAAACUCUUGGCAAAACCAAGAAGCCAAAAACAUCAGGGCAACGGUUAUCAGCUGGAAAUAUUGAGGUUGGUGACUUAUCACGAGAAAACUCUCAGGACGCCGAAGAACCACCUCAGGAGCCAUCUGAUGAAGAACCCUUCAGGCUUCGGAGCAAGACGCUUGGUGAUGCAACUGAGAGUACCUCCCGCCGGGCACCGCCGCCGCCGCCGCCGGACGACAAGUCGGACCCCGAGCCCGGCUCCAAGUCUGAGGGCGAGGACGAGCCGCCGCCGCCGCCCACCAAGCGAGGGUUAGGCCGAACACCCAACCACCUCACGCUCAGCACGACUUCUACUCUGAGCGCUGGCAGCACUGGUAGCCAGGCUCGACUGAUACAAUCUUCGCAUCAACCAACACAAUAUCAACCGGCUAUGGUUAAGGAAUUAGGAUCGCCCGUGUGGAAACCGCGCGAUAUGUUGAGCGAGACGGGCGCGGCGGCUCCGGCGGCGGCGCCCGCGGCUCCCACGACGCUGCCGCGCUCGCAGCGUCAGGCGCCGCGAGCGCUGCACCUCUCCGCCAGCCGCAAAUCACUGGCGCCCGACCACCGCCAUUAAUCGCCCGCUCGUCGCUCCGUGGAUGGAACCCCGGCGCUACCACUCGAUAAAUGCACAGCCUGCACACACAUCUAACCUCAAUUUCAUUUACAUUGUAAACCGGAAAACUUUUCACUAUCUAAAAUACCUUAUAAAUGCCUACUUUGAAGUUAAUCAUACAGCAAUUUUGGAUAUACGUGCCCUGUGCAUUUGUUUUUUGGGUGGCAAGGGCCUACGUCCGCUCUCCCGGACCCCAUCCGACAUUACGAUUUUGGCUGACUGAAUUUCCCGCGGUCGUCGUUCAUGUAUCAAAUCAAGAUACAUUAACGCACGAAUUGCUUGGAAAUAUGACAGAUAAGUGUGAGUGAUUCCCUUCACUGUGUCCUUAUUCUCAAAAAAGGACAACAAGUAUUCCUAAACAGUGUGACUGGCCCCACUAUAAUGACUUUCAAUACAUGUUACGAGUAAAUUUUGUCUGUGAACAGUGUAUAUUUGUAUCAACCUACUUUCAAAGUUGAGCUAUAGAAAAUGUACCUAAGUGAUAAAUUUAACUACAAAAUAAUAUCAAAUAUAAUUUUGGCAAAUAUUAAAGUACUUUUCACAUUUUAUGACAUCACGCAGUGUUGACGGCUCAUUAAGUUUAUAAGCUCAAAUUUUGAACAGUUCAAAAGAGCUCAAAUAAAUUUACGAUGUUUUAAAUUCUAUUUCUUAACGUACAAGACUGCAUGCGGAUAUUGUGUGAACUAAAUACUAAAUGUCACUAUUAUAAUAAACCUUCACUAAAGAUAAUGUAACAAUCAAUGAUCUAUGCCCAAGGAUAUUAAAAAGAAUUCCCUUGUAUUAUUAUUUAUUUCAAUGAAACUUUGAUUUCGGGCUCCCAAAUUCCAAGGAUUUCUAUUGAAAAUAAUUGAUGCUGAUAUUUAAUGAUGAUACAUACUUAUAUCCAGUUUUUACAAAAAAAAAAAGUGCAACAAGAUAACGAAUUUUGUUUUCUAUACACUGUUUUUUGUUACAUUAGUACAAAUUAUUAGUAUUUCUCUGACUACAAUAAAGAUAAAAUUCAAAUUCAUACCUUUAUAUAUUACACCCAUCCUCAUUAAUAUUUAAACAAAUAAUUGAGUACCUAAUUAUGUGAUUAUUCUUUGUUAAAACUAAAGACAAUAUCAAUAGUAAAAAUGGAAUGAUAAUUGAGCUACAAUUUUGUUCUCACCUACUCUGCUUGUAUAAGUACCUACUUAUAAUCAAGAAUUCUAUAACAGCUCAGUAAGUCGACAGGUUACGACUUGCAAAUUUUAGUUGAAAUUAGCACAAUAAAUAAAAAUAUUUUUUUGUUUUCAUGAAAUUUUAAGUAUGUACAAAUAUUUUCAAAUGGUUUAACCUUUGUUUUUUCAGUGUACUAUGCAGCUAUACAUUUAAUUUAUUGAAUUAAUUUCCUUAAGAAUGAGGAUAUGAAAUUGUUGUUAACUACAUAAUCCGUAGAUUAAAACUAAGGCACGAUAAUAUUUUAUCUAGAUAAUAACUGAAAUAAUUGUACGCAUUCCUACCCAUUUUAGUUAGAAAAUAUCCUUAAGAUUAUAAUUACUUUGCAAAAACGACUGUUCCCUUACAUGACCUCUGUGCCAAAUUAGCCCUCUACAAAUGUGCUUUUUAAUACUCAUUGUAAACAUAUAUACUGAUUAUAUUUAUCGUGAGAGUAGUUAGUAAAAAUACUUGUGUUUAUUUUGAUCACAUUGCCAAUGCAAUACUUACUACCUUUAGUCGCACUGACCCUACAAACAAAUACACUAGGUAGUUCUGAUAAUAAUUUCUCUUCGUGAUCAAAUUCGAAAGUUCUAUCAUAGGCUAGGUGAAUGAUAUAUACAUUGUAUCCUGCACUCUUUUGUUAUAUAAUUUUAAAACAUGAUAGAUGAUAUGAUUGAUUUGUUGAUGUAGUCUAUUAUACAUUAAAAUAUGUUGUUCGAGACCUUGGAAACCUUGUAAAUGGGCAGCGGCUUCAAACUUUAAUUAUCAUCUUAAUUCUAUGUACUAAGAACAAUAUCCGACUGUACCUAAUAUCAUCCAUCAAGACUAAGCAAAAUUAUAAGUCUACAGGCCAUGCCUCAGAACAAUAGUUUUUUAUGCCAUUAUUUAAAUAUCGACGUGCAAAGAUUUACUUGGGAUGUCGAUAUUAGUCUGAUUAACAUGUAGAUAUAAUCCACAGAGCACGGAAUUCUUAACCGCUGGCGGGACAUUCCGUGUUCUGUGGUUUUAUCUACUACAUCACAUAUUGUCAUACCACAUGUUUAUUUACACGUACUAUUUACGGGUUGUUUCGUUAGACUAAGGUCAACUUAUUAAUUCUGUGAUGCUAAUAUUACUUUUGUUUAAUCAAAUAGUUAAUGUAGAUUUAGUUACUUAUAGGAAUAUGAAUAGGUAUGAGUUAAAUUGCCGCAUUCAAGUUACAAGUUUUCGAACGGUCUCUUUGACGAUACUUUAUUAUUAUAUUUUACAUUUGUCUUGAUAUAUAAUAUUGACUAUAUAGUACAGUACUAUGUACAGUACCUAUAUAUUUAUUAUUUAUUAUUGUGAUCACACAUUUAUAUUUUAAAGUUAUUAUUUAAAAGAUUGUUUUGUGAUUUAUCGAAAUAAAACCUGUUUAUUAAUAUACAUAUGUUAAAAUAUUCGAAUUUAAUAAUUACGAACUUAUACAAUCAAUUUAUAGAUAUUAUUAUACUAAGAAAAUAUAAUUAAUAAAUUGAAUAAACAAAUAUGAGUGAAAAAUGAAAAUGAAGAAUGAGCUCAUUAAUUGCGAUUGUAUUUCAUACUUCAAUGACAUUUGAAAAGUAAUGUAGGGAAAUGAAUGAAUAUUUAGAAAGACUUAUUGAAGUAAAAUAUGAAGGUAACUAAUGUUAUAAUAAGUAUUGAACUUUUAUAAUUUCCAUUUGUAUAGUUUGCAUUUCUGUUCUGAAAUGACUUUAUGUUAAUCAAUGUAAUAUAUAUCAGUGAAUGUUUAAUGUGUACUAUUGUCAAACUUCUAAACUUAUUGUAAUCGAGUUUUCAUAACCUACCUAAAAUUUAAGACCCAAUUAAAAUAUAUGGGAAAAUGGACUAACUUGUCUCUAGAAUUUGUUAUACUACUUUAUUUACAUACAAUUUACUCAAUAAUUAUAUCCUUUCGUUAUUAAUCGAAUGGCAAAACAUUUUAUUUCUUUAACGAAAUUAUCAAAAAUGCCUAAAUUUAAAGUGCCUUCACAAAGCUUUGAAAGUAAAGUGCACAGAAUUCCAAGGUUCGCCUGGAAUAACCCCAGAAGUUUGUCAAUAGUGACUUUAAAUUACAAAACUCUUUAGUGGCUUCCAACAAUUAGAUUUAUUUCAAAAUCCAUGUAUCCAUUUGUUUUCCUAAGAUUAUAAUAAG